AUGCCUCCUCACAACGAAGUUGACCAAAUUGACUACAUGGCAGAAGAAGGUGACAUGUCAGAUUUCGCAGAUGAUGUAGAUGGAGAGGAAAACAAUGGUGAAGAUCGAAAUCUUGAAGAUUACGAAAUGCUUACAAAGGUGACGGAUACGUCCUCUGCUCAAGCAAGAUCAGGGAAAGAUAUCCAGGGCAUUCCAUGGGAAAGAUUGAAUAUAACAAGGGAGAGUUACAGGCGUACAAGACUUGAACAAUACAGAAACUAUGAAAACAUUCCCUUAUCUGGUGAUGCUGUUGAUAAGAAAUGCAAACAGAAGUCCAAAGGUGGUAACUACUAUGAGUUCUUUCAUAAUACAAGAUCAGUGAAACCUACAAUCCUUCAUUUUCAGCUAAGGAACCUGGUAUGGGCUACCUCAAAGCAUGAUGUGUAUCUCAUGUCUAACUAUUCAAUCAUGCAUUGGUCAUCAUUAUCACAAAACUUGACUGAGAUUCUGAACUUUUCUGGACACGUGGCACCUACUGAGAAACAUGCAGGAAGUUUGUUGGAAGGUUUUACACAAACUCAAAUUAGUACACUUGCAGUGAAUAAUGAUUUCUUGGUGGCAGGAGGGUUUCAAGGAGAGCUUGCUUGUAAGAGAUUGGAUAAACAGGGGGUGAGUUUUUGUACAAGAACAACUUAUGAAGACAAUGCUAUAACAAAUGCUAUUGAGAUAUACGACACCUUGAGUGGUGGAAUGCAUUUUAUGGCAUCAAAUAAUGAUUGUGGUGUGAGAGAAUAUGACAUGGAGGGAUUUCAGCUUGUGAAUCACUUCCGCUUUCCUUGGCCAGUCAAUCAUACAUCUUUAAGUCCAGAUCGGAAACUGAUAACAGUAGUUGGAGAUCAUCUUGAUGGAUUACUAGUAGACUCCAUGAACGGAAAGACGGUUGCCACGGUGGAAGGCCACCUGGACUACUCAUUUGCGUCCGCAUGGCACCCGAAUGGAACAAUAUUUGCAACAGGAAACCAAGACAAAACAUGCAGGGUGUGGGACCUACGAAACCUGUCAACUCCAGUUUCGGUUCUGAAGGGAAACAUGGGGGCAGUUCGGUCAGUCAGGUUCUCAUCAGACGGGCAGUUUUUGGUGGUGGCUGAGCCGGCGGAUUUUGUUCAUGUUUAUAACACGGAAUUAAACUAUGAAAAAAGGCAAGAGAUUGACUUUUUUGGGGAGAUUUCUGGGGUUUCUUUGAGUCCUGAUGAUGAAACACUUUAUAUUGGAGUAUGGGAUAGGACUUAUGCAAGCUUGCUGCAGUUCAACAAAAGGCAUAAGUAUGGGUAUCUUGAUUCUUUCAUGUAGUAGAAUGGAAGAAUGAUAUAAUUAAUUGCUUGAAUUGGAAUAACUUGUUUUUGUUUUUGUUUGAUGAAAAAGAGAGACUUAAGAACUUGUAUUGUCUAAAGUGUGUUGGGUAGAGAAGAAAAUGUAUAGUUAAAAAAAAAGUAUGUCAAGUUGAGAAAUGUUUGUUUGUUGUUAAGUAUGUGUUAAAAUGUGGUGUUGUUGCUUGUUAAA
This is a messenger RNA of Lactuca virosa, 1539 nucleotides long. The record is from the annotation of a GenBank genome assembly. NCBI's taxonomy places the organism in Eukaryota, Viridiplantae, Streptophyta, Magnoliopsida, Asterales, Asteraceae.